Molecule: messenger RNA, 1759 nt
Organism: Carcharodon carcharias (great white shark)
Lineage: Eukaryota; Metazoa; Chordata; Chondrichthyes; Lamniformes; Lamnidae
Gene: usta
Product: uronyl 2-sulfotransferase a
Exons: 9
Coding region: 340-1314 (324 amino acids)
Cellular component (GO): membrane
Molecular function (GO): sulfotransferase activity
Source: RefSeq, a predicted model, not a curated record
UUUCCGACGCUGACAGCUUGGAAAGUGGAAGUUGGAGAUUUCCAUUCGUUGCCGGUUCUCGAAUCAGAGGGAACGAGCUGUUUUUAUUUUGUUUUGGGCGCGAUAUUGGAUCUACACUGAAUGGAGCAUGUUCUGGCUGCGGACGGUUAUUAGCCAUAAGUCUGCACAGCCACAGCCUCACCCUUCCGAUAUUUCGCCAUUGCUGACACUCCGCCGAGCAAGGUUCAGAUAAAAUAAGCAGAAAGAAACAGGCUCAAACGGCUAAAGGAUGAGCAGAAACAGAUUUCAAGAUCCUUGAGCUCGCGUCGAAGUGGCCACUGCUCGAGGGUUCACGUCGAUAUGACUAGGCAAUCAGGUAAUUCUUCUUUUCUGGAUGGGUAUCGACAUGUACCCGCUAAGGUUCUGCCAUUCCCCAGCCAGCUGGUUUACAACAGAGUUGGAAAAUGUGGAAGCCGGACUGUGGUGCAGCUACUGAGAGUCUUAACGGAGAGAAACCAUUUCAACCUCAUAAAUUCAGAUGUUCACAACAAAACCAGGCUAAAUAGAAAUGAACAGAUGGAAUUAAUAACCAAUAUCAGCCUUGGAGAACAACCUUACUUGUAUACACGGCAUGUUCAUUUCCUUAACUUUACAAGGUUUGGAUUGGAGCAACCUGUUUACAUCAAUAUAAUCAGGGAUCCGAUUAACCGAUUUGUAUCAAACUAUUUCUUCCGACGUUUUGGGGACUGGCGGUCUGAACAGAAUCAUCAAAUCCGGACACCAGGGAUGAAAGAUGAGGAGCGCUACCUGGACAUCAAUGAUUGCAUUUUAGAAAAUUACCCAGAAUGCAACAAUCCUAGGGUGUUCUACAUUAUUCCAUACUUUUGUGGGCAGCAUCCCAAAUGCAGGGACCCAGGGGAGUGGGCUCUGCAGAGAGCCAAAGAGAACAUGAAUGAGAAUUACCUGAUUGUGGGAAUUCUCGAAGAGCUGGAAGAUGUACUGCUUUUACUGGAGCGACUUUUACCUCAUUACUUCAAAGAUGCUAGUGCUGUGUAUCACAGUGCAGAGUAUAGGAAACUCGGAAAUGGGACGAUCACUGUGAAGAAACAAGUGCCCUCCCCGGAAGCACUAAAGGUGCUGUAUCAACGAAUGCGAUAUGAAUACAACUUUUAUAACUAUGUCAAGGAUCAAUUCCAUUUAUUGAAACGGAAGUUUGGCCUGAAGACUCGAGGCAGCACACCAAAUAAAAAGUAUGAGAUUUCAUCUCGGCUGGAAAUUGCAGGACCCAACCAUGAAGAUGAUGACGAUGCAUGGUUGAAAGAUAUUUACCGAUGAUAACAGUGAGCCACUUUUUUGGGGCUUGUAUGUGUCCUUUGUAUUGGACAUUUCACAAGGAACUGUAACUUGGUCAGGAGAUACUGCAGUGGUGGUCUGUUCUGGAGAUUAGAUUAACACAUUCAAAAUUGCAGUCAGUCUUUGCCAGGCAGAUGUUUGUAACUUACACUUUUCAUGCUAUUGCAUGAUUUUUAUUUUUUUAUUUCUGAUGUUUCUUUACCAACUGCUGUACCAGCAGGUGAGACACUUUCAAUUACUAUAUCUGCAUAUUAAAAUAUAUAUUGAAUGAUUUAUUUAGUUACUUGUUUAAAAAAUGUAAAGAAGAUAACACAUUAUAUCUGAGAAAGGUACUAAUCCAGUUAGACAGUAGCUCAUUUUCCUAAACUGCUGCACCUUCAGAUGGAAGAUGCCAUCCAAGGAAAUAAAAUUGAACAGGGGCAUUUAA